Spinacia oleracea (spinach) is the source of this 1401-nucleotide messenger RNA. RefSeq names its product protein RGF1 INDUCIBLE TRANSCRIPTION FACTOR 1. Gene Ontology annotation, molecular function: zinc ion binding. NCBI's taxonomy places the organism in Eukaryota, Viridiplantae, Streptophyta, Magnoliopsida, Caryophyllales, Amaranthaceae. The coding region runs from base 463 to 1206 and encodes 247 amino acids. The transcript has 4 exons. The record is from RefSeq and is a predicted model, not a curated record.
ACAAAGAGCAAAACUUUUGGAUUUUAUUUAGUUAAAUUUUGAAGAUCUCUUUUGCCAAGGUGAUGAGCAACCACAUUUUUGGCCCUUAAUUUUAAAGGAAGAUUUGUGAAUGGGAGACAUGGAAACAGCUUGCACGUUCUCCUCAUAUCUUACUCUCUCUCAUUUUUAUAUUUUUAUUUAUUUUGAAAUAAAAUUUUUAUUUUAAAAAAAGGGCAACUCAACUCAUAUAUCUCAAUCUUUCUUCUUGACAAUAUGUUGUCUCACUUCCCAAGGAAUAAAAAAAUAUCCCCCUAAUUUCCUCUCUUGUGAACUUCCAUAAAUACUCACAAACUUGAUGCCCUAAAAACCCCUCUUCCCUCUUAUUUGUCACUUCUUCCGAUUUUUACUAUUUCCAACUUCCACUGUAAACCUCUUCCUAGAGGAGAUUACCCAAUAAUUCUUAUUGUUUUCUUGCUUGUCAUCAUGGGUUAUGGAAAGCCAGCAUGGUUGGAAGCACUAUACAGUGAAACCUUCUUUGUGAAUUGUCCAGUUCAUGAGACAGCAAAGAAGAAUGAGAAGAACGUAUUAUGCUUAGAUUGUUGCACCAGUCUAUGCCCUCAUUGCCUCACCACACACCGCCUUCAUCGCCUUAUUCAAAUUCGCCGUUAUGUUUACCAUGAUGUUAUUAGGAUGGAAGACCUUGAGAAGGUUAUUGAUUGUUCUAAUGUUCAGGCUUACACUAUAAAUAGCGCCAAGGUGAUAUUUAUCAAGAAAAGGCCUCAAAAUAGGCAAUUCAAAGGAGCUGGAAAUUAUUGCACUUCUUGUGAUAGAAGUCUCCAAGAACCUUAUAUUCAUUGCUCUCUAGGGUGCAAGGUGGACUUUGUGUUGACACAUAAUAGAGACCUUAAACCAUACUUAAGGGUAUGCAAAGUGUUACAAUUAAGUCCGGACUUCUUAUACCCUCAAGACAUGGGAGAUGAUGAAAUGACGAAUGAAACCCCCAACUCCACCAUUGUCGAUUGCGGGGACGAGCCAAUGAGUUCGUACUGCGGCGGCUCAUCGGACUCCGAGAACAUGAGCGUGGCAUGCACGGCUACCGAUAUCGUCCGGAAGAAGAGAAGUGGUUUAUAUGUUUGUGGAAGAUCAAUUAAUAAGGUUUCUGACGAAGACAUGGCUACAAGCAUGAGUAGACGAAAAGGAAUUCCUCAUAGGUCUCCUUUAUGUUAAAAUUUAACUUAAUUACCAAAAAAAAUAUCACGAAAAUAAAACAAGUCCUCAAAUUAUUAAUCUCUCUAUUUUUUAUUUAUUUGUAGGAGUAUUUAGUUUUAUUUCUUUUAUUCCCUACCCCCUUUUCUGUUAAGAUUUGUUGUGCUUAUUAUUGAGAUUAAUUGUUAUAUAUUGGACUAACAAGUUCAUAUUUGA